This is a messenger RNA of Psammomys obesus (fat sand rat), 3462 nucleotides long. It is a transcript of the gene Shc1, whose product is annotated as SHC adaptor protein 1. Gene Ontology annotation, biological process: intracellular signal transduction; cell surface receptor protein tyrosine kinase signaling pathway. NCBI's taxonomy places the organism in Eukaryota, Metazoa, Chordata, Mammalia, Rodentia, Muridae. Gene Ontology annotation, molecular function: receptor tyrosine kinase binding. Bases 231 to 1970 code for a protein of 579 amino acids. Gene Ontology annotation, cellular component: plasma membrane. The record is from RefSeq and is a predicted model, not a curated record. The transcript has 12 exons.
CAGCCAUAAGAGGUUUCCUCGCGGGGCUUGACAAGGAUGUGGUCUGAAAUUGUCUAGGUCUGACGUGGGAGAGCAGAGGCCACUUGUCCUUCGCCUCCCUAGGUCUUCUGUUAUCACCCGGCUGCUGAGGUCAGACCAGGCUAAGGGCCUGGGGAUGCCCCCUGCCUGGCCCCCUUGCCUGAAUUGGCAGGGGGGCCGGGCCAGGCAGCAGCCCCCCUUCUCACCUAGCCAUGGAUCUUCUGCCCCCCAAGCCGAAAUACAACCCACUUCGAAAUGAGUCUCUGUCGUCGCUGGAGGAGGGGGCUUCAGGGUCUACCCCCCCGGAGGAGCUGCCUUCCCCAUCAGCCUCAUCCCUGGGACCCAUUCUGCCUCUGCCGGGGGACGAUAGUCCGACUACCCUGUGUUCCUUCUUUCCCCGGAUGAGCAACCUGAAGCUGGCUAAUCCUGCCGGGGGUCGCCUGGGGCCCAAGGGGCAGCCAGGAAAGGCUGCUGAAGAUGGGGAAGGGAGUGCAGGGGCAGCAGCCCUUCAGGACUCAGGCCUCUUGCCCCUCCUCCAGGACAUGAACAAGCUGAGUGGAGGCGGUGGUCGCAGGACUCGAGUAGAAGGGGGCCAGCUGGGGGGCGAGGAGUGGACCAGACACGGGAGCUUUGUCAAUAAGCCCACUCGAGGCUGGCUGCAUCCCAACGACAAAGUCAUGGGACCUGGGGUUUCCUACUUGGUUCGGUACAUGGGUUGUGUGGAGGUCCUGCAGUCAAUGCGAGCCCUUGACUUCAAUACCCGGACUCAGGUCACCAGGGAGGCCAUCAGUUUGGUGUGUGAAGCUGUGCCUGGUGCCAAAGGGGCGAUAAGGAGGAGAAAGCCCUGUAGCCGCCCUCUCAGCUCUAUCCUUGGGAGGAGUAACCUGAAGUUUGCUGGAAUGCCAAUCACUCUCACUGUGUCCACCAGCAGCCUUAACCUCAUGGCAGCAGACUGCAAACAGAUCAUUGCCAACCAUCACAUGCAAUCUAUCUCAUUCGCGUCUGGUGGGGAUCCGGACACAGCUGAAUAUGUUGCCUAUGUUGCCAAAGAUCCUGUGAACCAGAGAGCCUGCCAUAUCCUCGAGUGCCCUGAAGGGCUUGCUCAGGAUGUCAUCAGCACCAUCGGUCAGGCCUUUGAGCUGCGCUUCAAACAGUAUCUCAGGAAUCCACCCAAGCUGGUCACCCCACAUGACAGAAUGGCUGGCUUUGAUGGCUCAGCUUGGGAUGAGGAGGAAGAAGAGCCACCUGACCAUCAGUACUACAACGACUUUCCGGGAAAGGAACCUCCUCUUGGUGGGGUGGUAGACAUGAGGCUUCGGGAAGAGGCUGCUCGACCCACUCUCCCUGGUGCCCAGAUGUCCAGCCAUUUGGGAGCUACACUGCCUAUAGGACAGCAUACUACAGGAGACCAUGAAGUCCGUAAGCAGAUGCUGCCUCCACCACCCUGCCCAGGCAGAGAACUCUUCGAUGACCCCUCUUAUGUCAACAUCCAGAAUCUAGACAAGGCCCGGCAAGCUGGGGUUGGGACAGGGCCACCAAAUCCUUCUGUUAAUGGCAGUGCACCCCGAGACCUCUUUGACAUGAAGCCCUUUGAAGAUGCGCUUCGGGCACCUGCACCUCCCCAGUCCAUGUCUAUGGCUGAGCAGCUCAAAGGGGAGUCCUGGUUCCAUGGGAAGCUGAGCCGGAGGGAGGCUGAAGCGCUGCUGCAGCUCAACGGGGACUUCUUGGUGCGGGAGAGCACAACCACACCUGGCCAGUACGUGCUCACUGGCCUGCAGAGCGGGCAGCCCAAGCACCUGCUUCUGGUGGACCCCGAAGGUGUGGUUCGGACAAAGGAUCACCGCUUUGAGAGUGUCAGUCACCUCAUCAGUUACCACAUGGACAAUCACCUGCCCAUCAUCUCUGCGGGCAGCGAACUGUGUCUACAGCAACCUGUGGAUCGGAAAGUGUGAUCUUCCUUAGCCCUUCCUAGAGGGUGCUCCCCACUCCCCCCAACCGUGUUCUCCAACUCAUGAAACCUCUGUUCUGUGGGUCUGGCCUUGGGUGGGAGCUGGGAGCAGUGUGGAUACAGGGUUUAGUGUCCACCUGAGAGAGAGGGUUUUAGUUAGGAGCCUGGGGUAGCAUCCUGAUUCUGCCCAAACCUCACCAAAGUAUUAAUGUACAGAGUGGUCCCUUGCCUGGGCCUUGCCUGUGCCAACCUGAUGCCCUUCCCCCAAAGGGUGGGCUUUUAUAAUGGAAAAUGCCCUGUGGUGAUGGGCCCAUUGGAGCAAUUGCCCUUCGGGGGAAGGGAAUAAUCAUACCUCUGGUUUACCCCUGGUCCCUCUUAAUACAUCCUACUCCCUAUGCACCCCUUAAAACUUUGUGCCUUUGACUAUUGUAGGUCUGCAGAUACUUUAUGCAAAGAGCUCUCAGGCCCUUCAGUUGGGAUGGGUUGCUGACACCGUGGCUUCUUGAGCCCUGUCCUGCACCCUCUCCUGUGUUUAGGGACAACAGGGGCAGGAGUGGCAGCUAUCUCCUCUGUCUUUUGGAUGUGUAGCCCUUGCCUUUAAUCACAGCACUCAGGAAGCAGAGGCAGGAGGAUUUUUGAGGCCAGCCUGGUCUACAACAGAGUGAAUUCCAGGACAAUCAGGGCUACAUAGAGAGGCCUUUCUCCAAAAACCAAAAAGAGAGCUUGCCCUAGAGCCUCCCUCUUGGUGGUGGAGAGUGGAAUGACAGGAUUGGACCCCUGCCUUGCUCACUGCCUCCUAGCUUCAAUCCCUUUCCCCCAAGGCAUCUGUAUACAUUUCUUAAGCCUGCCCCUCUCAUAUCUGCAUGUGUGUUAUAGUCUACAGCCAAAGUACAGCCCUUCUGACUACAACCCCAGCCGGCCUCCCUCCUUUGGGAUGGGUGUGUGUGCAGUCAGCCUUCAGGUGGGUUUUGUGGAGGCUCUGAGCCUGAAGCAGUAGACAAUCCCCAGUACCAUGUGUAGAUCUGGAACUGCACUCUCUCUUUUCUAAACUUGCAUAUAUUUUAGGGCUAUAGAUUUCUUUUCUUGGUUUUGUUUUCAUUGCUUACUUUUGAGCACAAAAUUCUGAUAAUUGAAUAAUCGAUUACAUUUAUACAUCACCUCAUUGAGUUUUCCAAACCUUUUUUUUUUUUUUACAACUGUUGGGAUUUUACUCCCUGGCCUAAAAGUAACUAGGACAAGAUUCUUUUUUCCUUCUUCCACAAGAGACCUGAGCAGAAGUUUGAACAGUGUUGUGGAGUCAUGAUGUGAAAGCUUACUUUAGAUCCUACCCUCCGCUUGCAGGCCUGUGAGACCUGCUGUGACAGAAACCGUGCAAGCUCAUUCUGUGGACCUUGUGGACAGGGGUCAACUGGUUUUUAAUCUCGCCUCGCCAAUUUUUGGUUUGGAUAUCUUAUACCAAAGGGAAAUAGCCUUCAUUAAAAUUCCUAUUUCUUCUA